AGUACUGCACAAACCAGCGACGCGCGUACGCGUAUUGAAAGCAAGGCUGUUCCGUUACCGUUACGUUUUGUAGUAGUCGUCUCACGAAUACAUACACUAACAACUAAAAAGCACACACACUUACAUAUACAAAACGAAUUUCUAAGACUAACGCGCCCGCGCAUUGUAGCAAUAUAUCUUUUGGCUGAACACUGAACUCGCUGUCGACGCCGCUGUCAGCAACAACAACAAGACCGAGGCAAAAGUCUGCAACCAUUCAUUUUGGGUUUUGGAAAAGUGCACACAGAAAACAUUAAUUGGAAAUGCAGUACUCGAGCAGCUCGGAAAAUUACUCAUCCUCGAUGAGAGACACUCCAUCGAAAUGGAACGGACGUAACGACAAGAAUUAUGCAUACAAGAAGUCAUCGUAUCAAUACUCAAGUUCAAGCGACAAUAAUGCCUCGUAUCAGAGCAAGACACCCGAUCAGAACAUUGAUCAGUUGGAUGCUCUGCUGGAGGACCUGAAGCAGGAGCGUCAGAUUACCAACAGAGAGCGUGAUUCGCUGCCCACUGGCACCAGCUAUAGAACACUUGAACGCACUGAUCCUUCUGGCACUGUCACCAAGACAACGCGCGUGAUCAAGACAACGAAGCAUUCUGGCGGCCAGCAACCCUUCAACGAUGAUGUGGAAACCUUUAAUCCCAGUGACUACAGCACACUGCAGUCGACGGCCAAGUACUCCAGCUUUCAGGACACCUUAAAGCGUGACGAGUAUCUCAACAAGGAGAAGCCCUAUACGCUGGCCCAUUCCCCGAAUGGCGACUAUUCGAGCAGAACCAAGAUUUAUGAAAGCAAUCGCACGAUCAACAACAAUGUCGAGCUGGUGCCAACAGUGAACACCACACAGACCUUGACCAGCAACGUGAACAUUGACAAAGAGCUGCAGGAUAUAGCUUUGAGCGAUGGCAUUCUGCCUGCACCCGGCACCAAGGUGACUACCACUGUGCGCACUUAUACCUAUGAGAUCCCACCAAAUGCACCCGGCAGCACCAUCAGCACGAUCAAUCGCAACAACAACACGCUCAGCUACAAGCAUCACGAAACGCACAACACGAACACCAGCAGCCAGAACUACUCACAGUUGUCGCCAUCGCAUAUUCCCCAAACGGUUGUCUACAACACCGAGAGCUACUCGACCCUUAACAAACCCAACGAUCGUCCAUUGGUCACCAAUCAAUCGUACGAGAUUCGCGAGCACAAGGAGACCACCACACGUGGCGUGAGUCCACAGCCGCGUCAAUUGCCGCUGGGACCAGCUGGAAGUCCUCCAAAUGGUGGACCACCCAACAGCAGUCGCACCAUUGUCUACAACAUACACAAGACCGAUAAUGUAAACAACAUUGUAUCGGAGCCGCGUUAUCCACACAGUCCGGCCCACAGUCCCAACUAUGGAUCACCACAUAGCCCGGCACAGCCACAGUUGCCACCAGGCGGCACCAAUCGCUAUUAUUACAAGGAGACCGAGACAUCGAAUACAGUCAAUACCAUCCAUGGUCCACCCAAUGGUGGUGGUCCGUACCCGGUGGAACCUCCACAUCCGGCUCCGCUGAAGCUGCUGCCCAACAACAAUUAUCCACAACCACAGAAUGGCAAUGGUUAUCCACCAAAUACCACCAGCUACACAUAUAAAUACUCGUCCACAUCGAAUACCACAAACAAUCGUCGCGGUCCUGGUGGCCCAGACUAUGGCACCCCAUCGCCCUUCCCCGUGGAUGGUGUGGAAUAUCCGAUUGGCAAUGGCAAUCCACCACAGCGUGUGGACGAUCUGAUGCAGUCCUUCAACACUACCGAUCAUGUGGAUCGUGUGGACAUUGAGACACCAGUGCGCAAGCGCGAGAUUGAGACUGCAGUCGCGUCACCCCAGCAGCAGCAUGUGCCCUCCGUUAACAAGGCUGGCAAGGAGGUCUACUAUCCACCUGGCCACGACACCAUCAUCACCAGGCGCGAGGAAAUGCACGCUGGAUCUGCGGGAGGCGGUCGCUGGGCCAAGGGCUCAGGCAUGUACGAGUACGAGUCGGGAUCCAAGUCAAAGACGAAAACCAAGUCUGGAGGAGCUGUUGUGCCAGUGUGCUUGCCCCUCUGCUGCGCCAUGCCCUGCUCCAUCAUGUAAAGGAGCAUCGGGAAAGCGAAGUUCGCAUUGCAACGAGUCGAUUACACUUGUAUAUAGGAUUCUAAUAUUGCCGUUAAUAGGUCUAACGCUAAUUCCUGCCCUGCCCCAACCAACCCCUAAGUACAGCUUGUCGUUGAUAUUUCUAUUUAAUCUAAUCAAUUUUUUUUCGGUUCUCGCUUCUCUCUAUGAAUGCUCUUAUUGUUGUAAUUUGUUGACCAAAUUGAUUUAUAUACUUUACAUAUGAUAUAUAAUGUUUUACUAUAUAUAUAUAUUAUAUCGUUUCGUAUCGUAUGUAUAUAUAAUUACUAUUUCUAAACUAGGCAUUGCCUAACAUUUUGUUGGAUUUGGUAGUAGUUUUAUCCUAACACCUAGUUUUUGCUCCAAAUUUGAAAUGAUUUGCUCACGCUCUCACACGUUUUCUCCCUAUUGUCAAUCUCAAUCCCACUGAAAACUGAAAAGCAUUUAUAUUACAACGUGACCAGUGAAAAGCCUAAGCAAAGCAAGCUCCACAGCAGGCCAAUAUAAUUUUAAGUUUUUAUUUUGAAAGCCAAUUGUUUUAACUGUAUUUUGCAUACCAAACUAAUAAAUGAGCCACGGAAUUUAAUUCCCCACUCGCCAUAAUUUGUAUACAAGUAUGUGUGUUUCCCCUUGCCCCCCGCUCCCUUCUCGAAUAUUAUCUGUUACUAAUCAUUGGCCCUAAAAACGCGCCACGUACUCGUAAAUGUAACCCAGACUUAUCGUAAAAAGGUAACAAAUAGUCGUUACAAAGCCAUAAAUAUUCUCUAAUACACAAACGUAACCAUAAUAAAAAAAAAAAACGAAAUCUAACCAACGAAAUGAUAAAUUAAACUUUUAAUUGGUCGUCGUUUUGGGCUUAAUAUUCAUAGCAGUAUUGAUAGCAUGAUGGAUGAUGAAUAAUGAAUGAAUGAAUACCCGCAUUCAAAGAAAUAUAUACAGCUUAGUAGUUUGGUACAUAUAGUAAAAGAUUUAUUCUGGUAUAGUAAAAUGUAAUUUUUAUAAGUUUUACAUUUGGUAUUGUAUAUUAAAGUAUGGUAGGUAAUAAACACCCUUGCAGAGGGUGAUCAAAAUACUUUUUCUUUUAACUUGGCACACGAGUUUUAUAAAAACCGGUUGUCGGUCGGAUCGGAACACUAAAUAAAAAAAGAGAUUCUAUAGACUAAACAGUUCAAAUAGUUGCCUUCUCUGAUAUUCGAUUAAAAUGUACGCUUAAGGAUAUUAUGAUAGCCAAGUAUUAUUUGAAAUCGAAUGUUACCACAUCUUCUGCAAGGGUAUAUGCUAUAGAUUCGGUUUACCGAAUAUUCAAUGUAUUUUCUCUGCGUCUUUUCGUCGUGUAAUUAUCUUUUUUUGCUCGAAUAACAAUUUGUAUAUCACAAAAGUAAUAUCUACAUUUCACCUUGUAGGAAUUGGUGUAGAAUUUUUUGUCUAGUUAUUUAAAGAGAUUCGUUAAUAAAAAAAUGAUUUAGGGCAAAAACGGAAAAUCAACAAAGUCCACAUAUUCAUCGAGAAUACAUAGAAUAUUCAAUGGGGCUAAUAGUACUACCAAAAGUACAUAGUGUAAUUCUAUAUUAUUGACUGGACAUGCUACAUACACAAUAUGUGUGUCUAUUAUUCUUUGAUAAUUA
Molecule: messenger RNA, 3793 nt
Organism: Drosophila nasuta
Lineage: Eukaryota; Metazoa; Arthropoda; Insecta; Diptera; Drosophilidae
Product: mucin-5AC
Exons: 7
Coding region: 303-2150 (615 amino acids)
Source: RefSeq, a predicted model, not a curated record